Messenger RNA from Phyllostomus discolor (pale spear-nosed bat), 1959 nucleotides. RefSeq names its product WD repeat domain, phosphoinositide interacting 1 (gene WIPI1). The coding region runs from base 128 to 1468 and encodes 446 amino acids. The transcript has 13 exons. Gene Ontology annotation, biological process: protein lipidation; protein localization to phagophore assembly site; nucleophagy. Gene Ontology annotation, cellular component: extrinsic component of membrane; phagophore assembly site membrane; cytosol. Lineage: Eukaryota; Metazoa; Chordata; Mammalia; Chiroptera; Phyllostomidae. Gene Ontology annotation, molecular function: phosphatidylinositol-3-phosphate binding; protein binding; phosphatidylinositol-3,5-bisphosphate binding. The record is from RefSeq and is a predicted model, not a curated record.
GAAGCGGAAUCGGGGCGGGGCUAGGGAGAAGAGGGGCUGGCCACCCGGCCCCUAGAGCCGGCGCCAGCGGGCUGCUGAGGUGGCUGUCGCCCGCUCGGAACUGCGGCUUGCCCGGGUCGAGCCCCCGAUGGAGGCCGAGGCCGCGGACGGCCCCGCGGGCGGGGUUGAAGCAGCGCUCAGCUGCUUCUCUUUCAACCAGGACUGCACAUCCCUAGCAAUUGGAACCAAAGCUGGGUAUAAGCUGUUUUCUUUGAGUUCUGUGGAGCAACUGGACCAAGUCCAUGGAAGCAACGAAAUCCCAGAUGUCUACAUCGUGGAGCGCCUCUUCUCCAGCAGCCUGGUGGUGGUGGUCAGCCGCACGAAGCCGCGGCAGAUGAACGUCUAUCACUUCAAGAAAGGCACCGAGAUCUGUAACUACAGCUAUUCCAACAACAUCUUGUCCAUCAGGCUGAACCGGCAGAGGCUGCUGGUGUGCCUGGAGGAGUCCAUUUACAUUCACAACAUUAAGGACAUGAAGCUGUUGAAGACCAUCCUGGAUAUCCCUGCAAACCCAACAGGUCUGUGUGCCCUCUCUAUCAACCAUUCCAAUUCUUACGUGGCCUAUCCUGGAAGCCUGACUACAGGCGAGAUCGUGCUUUACGACGGACACUCCUUGAAAACGGUCGGCACUGUCGCUGCCCACGAGGGGACGCUGGCUGCCAUCACCUUCAACGCCUCGGGCUCCAAACUGGCCAGCGCUUCUGAAAAGGGCACGGUCAUCCGGGUGUUCUCUGUACCUGAGGGGCAAAAGCUCUAUGAGUUUCGGAGAGGAAUGAAAAGGUACGUGACAAUCAGCUCCCUGGCUUUCAGUAUGGACUCACAGUUCCUCUGUGCCUCCAGCAACACCGAGACCGUGCACAUCUUCAAGCUGGAACACCUCACCAAUAGUCGACCCGAAGAGCCUUCGACCUGGAGUGGCUACAUGGGGAAGAUGUUCAUGGCCGCUUCCAACUACCUCCCUGCCCAGGUGUCCGACAUGAUGAAUCAGGACAGGGCGUUUGCCACCGGGCGUUUGAGUUUCUCUGGACAGAGGAACAUCUGCACCCUCUCAACGAUCCAGAAACUGCCGAGGCUGUUAGUUGCGUCAUCUGAUGGACACCUUUAUAUCUACAACCUGGACCCUCAGGACGGAGGAGAGUGUGUCUUAAUGAAGACUCACAGGUUGCUUGGCUCAGGAACGACAGAAGAGAAUAAAGAAAAUGACCUCAGACCUCCAUUACCUCAGUCUUAUGCAGCAACUGUAGCCAUACCAAGCACAUCUUCCGCCUCCACGGUGCCAGGUUACUCUGAGGACGGCGGGGCACUCCGAGGAGAGGUUAUUCCUGAACACGAGUUUGCGACGGGACCAGUGUGUCUUGACGAUGAGAAUGAGUUUCCCCCUAUAAUCUUGUGCCGUGGAAGUCAGAAGGGCAAAACGAAGCAGUCAUGAUGAGAAGCACACCUCAGAAAUCAGGACACCCCCUAUGAGGUGGUCUUGGAGAAAACAAGGAAGGUGGAAGAAUGGAGUGCGAUUGUGGGCGCGGAAUGGGGGGCAGGAAUCCCAGGCGCCGCCCACGUAAGCCCCAGGACGUGGCUCACUGCUCAGCAAGCCCUCCUCCUCAGCCCUGGCUGCCAGUGGGUACGGGAGACACGGUAUACACGUCCUGCUAUUUAAAAUAUAUUACAGCCCUUAUGUCAAUACUAACUAACCAUAUUGGUCUAUAUGGAAUUUUAUAUUAAAAAGGGGCAUCCUUUUUAAAUGUAUGCUGUGUAAAAAUGUACUUAUAGGAAAGUGUCUUCGAACUGUAUUUCUUGUAUAUUACAUACACAGAGGGAGAAACUAUUUUAGCCAAGCAAAGUAUUGUUUGCAGUGAUUGGGAUAAAUCACUUACUACCUUUGAGUCCCAUUUAGGACACUAAUAAUAAAAUCAUGGCAAUGCA